Molecule: messenger RNA, 2688 nt
Organism: Ostreobium quekettii
Lineage: Eukaryota; Viridiplantae; Chlorophyta; Ulvophyceae; Bryopsidales; Ostreobiaceae
Source: the annotation of a GenBank genome assembly
AUGCAGCCCGAGCUGAGCGAGACGCCGGACCGGAGGGUCUUCCUCUUCAAGAAGGGCCAGUCUGCCGGCCGCAAGGAGAUGAAAUGGCUGCUCGGGGGCAAGGGCGCCAACCUCUGCGAGAUGGCGCGCGUGGGCCUCAACGUCCCGCCGGGCCUGACGAUCUCCACGGAGGUCUGCGAGCAGUUCCACGACUGCGGCGGCGCUUUGCCGGAGGGGCUGUGGGAUGAGAUCAUGGAGGCGCUGAAGGAGGUGGAGGAGGCGCGCGGCCAGAAGUUCGGGGAUGUGGACAACCCGCUGUGCGUGUCCAUCCGCUCUGGCGCUGCGAUUUCCAUGCCUGGGAUGAUGGACACCGUGCUGAACGUUGGCUGCAACGACGAGACGGUGAAGACCAUCGCCGCGAAGUCCGGCGAGCGCUUCGCCUACGACUGCUACCGCCGCCUGCUGUCCAUGUUCGCGGACGUGGUGCUGGGCCUGCCGCACGCCGAGUUCGAGGAGAAGAUCCAGGCCAGGAAGGAGGCGCGGGGCGCCAAGUUCGACGUGGAGCUCACGGCGGAGGACCUUAAGGGCCUCGUGGAGGACUACAAGGGGGUGUUCGCCAAGCACAACAAGGAGCUGCCGCAGGACCCCUUUGAGCAGAUGAGGAUGGGCAUCAACGCCGUGUUCGGGUCUUGGGACACACCUCGUGCCGUCAAGUACCGCGAAAUCAACGGCAUCACGGGACUUAAGGGUACUGCAGUCAACAUCCAGUCCAUGGUGUACGGCAACUACAACGACAAUUCUGGCACUGGCGUGUGCUUCACGCGGAACCCCGCCACCGGUGACAAGAAGUUCUUUGGGGAGUACCUUCAGAAUGCCCAGGGAGAAGACGUUGUGGCUGGCAUUCGCACACCCCUUCCCAUAGCCCAGCUGCAGGAGAACUUCCCCAAGGUGUACGAGGAGCUGGUGGAGACCAAGGACCUGCUGGAGAGGUACAUGAAGGACAUGCAGGACAUCGAGUUCACUGUCCAGGAUGGCGAGCUGUUCAUGCUGCAGACCCGCAAUGGCAAGCGGACAGGCCAGGCUGCCCUCAACAUAGCCUGCGACCUGGUUGCUGAGGAGCUGAUCGAUGAGACCAAGGCAGUGUGCAUGGUGGAGCCCACGCACCUGGACCAGCUGCUGCACCCGCAGUUCGAAGACCCCAGUGGUUACAAAGACAAAGUGUUCGCCCAUGGUCUGGCCGCAUCGCCAGGUGCCGCCAUCGGCCAGGCAGUGUUUACCGCUGAGGAUGCCGAAGCCGCCAAAGAGGGAGGGCGCCAGGUUAUCCUCAUCCGGCAAGAGACCAGCCCUGAGGACGUGGGAGGCAUGCACGCUGCCGAGGGCAUCCUGACCUGCCGUGGAGGCAUGACUUCGCACGCGGCUGUUGUCGCCCGUGGUUGGGGCAAGCCCUGCGUGUGUGGCUGCGAGGCCCUGAAGAUCAGUGCCACUGACAAGACUCUGAAGGUGGACAAUGACGGCACUGCGAUCGUCAUCAAUGAGGGCGACUGGCUCAGCCUGAAUGGCAGCACUGGGGAAGUCAUCCUUGGCAAGCAGGCAGUGAAGAAGCCUGCUCUGGAGGGCAACUUGGGCACCUUCAUGGCAUGGGUGGACAAGUACAGGACUCUUGGUGUCCUUACGAACGCCGACACCCCCGAGGACGCCAAGAUCGCAAGGGACAACGGUGCUGAGGGCAUCGGCUUGGUCCGCACUGAGCACAUGUUCUUCAGCUCACCCGAGCGCAUCGCUGCUGUGCGACGGAUGAUUGCAGCCAUGGAGCUCAAUGCACCCGGAAAGGAUGAGGCGCUCGAGGAGCUGAAGGGGUACCAGAAGCAGGACUUCGAGGGGAUCUUUGAGGCCAUGGACGGUCUCCCCGUGACCAUCCGGCUGCUGGACCCUCCCCUGCACGAGUUCCUUCCCAAGGAGGGCUCACCACUUGAGAUGUUGUGCAACCAGCUUGCAGGGGAGCUGCACAUCACCUCCCAGGACGUCAAGGGCCGGCUGGAGGGCCUGGGCGAGGCCAACCCGAUGAUGGGCUUCAGGGGGUGCCGGCUGGGGAUCAUACACCCUGAGAUCACGGCCAUCCAGGUGGCCGCCAUUCUGGAGGCUGCGGCUACCGUGGGAGCCAAGGGCGUCUGCGCGCACCCUCACAUCAUGGUGCCCCUGGUCGGCGCACAGCAGGAGCUGGAGGCGCAGGCCAAGGUCAUCAGGAGGGUCGCCAAGGAGGUGUCCGCCAAGAUGGGCGCCGCCGUGGAGUACAAGGUGGGCACGAUGAUCGAGAUCCCGCGCGGCGCCUUGCAGGCCCACAAGCUGGCCCAGACCGCGGAGUUCUUCUCCUUCGGCACCAACGACCUGACCCAGAUGACCUUCGGCUACAGCCGCGACGACGCGGAAUCCAAGUUCCUGCCGCGCUACGUCAAGGACGGCAUCCUGGCGGCACACCCCUUCAAGGAAAUCGACACCGAGGGCGUGGGCGAGCUCAUCAAGCUGGCCGUUGAGCGCGGCCGCAGCACGCGCCCGGACAUUGAGCUGGGCAUCUGCGGCGAGCACGGCGGCGACCCUGCGUCCGUGGCCUUCUUCCACAAGGCCGGGCUCAAGUACGUGUCCUGCUCGCCGCUGCGGGUGCCGAUCGCACGCCUGGCCGCGGCGCAGGCCGCCAUCAAGGCGGCAGCCUGA